Candidozyma auris is the source of this 2385-nucleotide messenger RNA. It is a transcript of the gene CEX1, whose product is annotated as Cex1p. Gene Ontology annotation, biological process: protein phosphorylation; tRNA export from nucleus. NCBI's taxonomy places the organism in Eukaryota, Fungi, Ascomycota, Pichiomycetes, Serinales, Metschnikowiaceae. The coding region runs from base 1 to 2385 and encodes 794 amino acids. The record is from RefSeq and is a predicted model, not a curated record. The transcript has a single exon. Gene Ontology annotation, cellular component: cytoplasm. Gene Ontology annotation, molecular function: ATP binding; protein kinase activity.
AUGAACUUCCUCUCGUCGGCCUUUUCUACCUUAACGGGUAAUUCUAUCCCGUACACCUUCAAAGAUAAAGUUAUAGACCCCUUGAAAGCGACGUACCCCGACUCUCGAUCGAUAUGGACUGUUUACAAUGGAGUGAAUCCAAAAAGUGACACGCCAGUUACCAUAUUCGAGUUCAAUUUGAAGGAUCCAGCUGCAACAAGGUGGAAUUACGAUCUGUUGGCGAGAAACUGUUUCAAGAAACUGAAACUCAUUAAGUUCCCGGGGAUUGUUUCUGUGGUGGACUAUUUCGAAUCAGAUGCCUAUUUAUACAUUGUCACCGAGCGUGUCACGCCAUUGCAGCACUACUUGACCCUCCAUUCAGAUAAGAUCUCUACUGAAACAAAGCUUUACGGAAUCUAUAGCGUGGCGCACGCGUUGCUGUUUAUCAACACUAAGGCUAACUCCGUUCAUGGCAAUGUCAAUAUCGCCUCCUCGGUGUUUGUCAAUGCCCAAGGCGAAUGGAAGCUUUUUGGCUUUGAGUUACUCACUUCGAUGAAGUCCGAUCCUGAGCAGCCAAUAUAUAGGCUCUCUCUGUCCAUUCCAAUGUUCAAGGAGAAUUUGCCGGACGAAGUGGUCCAGAAUGGCAUCGAGGGUAUCAGGCCCUACCCUUUCAAAUUUGACUCGUAUAAGUUGGGGGCUUUCAUCUUCACGCUCUUGGCCUCAGACCAUUACGUGGAUCCGAUCACUGUGUCUAACGGUGAAGUCUACGCCGGAAGUAAGACGAUACCAAAGGCCUUGGCUCAACAUGUAAAAAAAUUGACCAACGUGAAGCCCAACCUCCGAAUCACUGUUGAAAAAUUUUUGCAAGAGACAGAAAAUUACUUCAAAUCGAACAAGCUCGUGUCCUUCAGUAAUCUUUUGGAAGACAUGAAGUUUCAAAACGCUUAUGAGAAGUUGUCAUUCUUCAAGAACGAUGUUGCUCAAUACAUUGAUGAGGACUUUCCGCCAGGAUACCUCGAUAACAAAUUGCUUCCUGAGAUCAUAACCCAGUAUGAUAACUUGAUGAACGCUAAGCCAACUGCAUCAUCAACGGCAGAACAGCAACAAUAUCGCCAGGAGACCAUUUCUGUGUUGCUCAAUUACAUUCUCAAGUUGGGAACGGGUUUGUCAGACGAUGGAUUCUCCAAAACAAUAAAGCCGAUCAUAUUCCAUGCAUUCACACUUCCAGACCGUGCCAUCCGCCUCACUCUUCUAAACUACUUGCCCAAGUACGCCCCGUGCUUGAGUGAGAGUGAAGUUCAAUCCAAGCUCUUCUACAGCUUGUUGACAGGUUUUCAUGACACUAACUUCAUGAUUCGUGAGACAACGCUAAAAUCAUUCACAUCUGUCAUUGACAAAGUGAGUGCUAAGCAGGUUAAUCAAGACUUGUUGAAAGUGUUGGCCAAGCUGCAGAUGGACCCUAAACCGUCCAUUCGUACCAAUACUCUUAUCCUUAUCAUCAAAGUCUCGAGCAAGAUUUACUCAACUCUGAAGAACAGUGUCAUUAUCACCGCAUUAGGUAAGUCAUUGAGAGACACGUUUGUGCCUUGCAAAAUGAUGGCGCUUUCCGGUUUUGAUCAGUUGAGGAGUGACUUUCUGCUUGAGGAGAUUUGCAUCAAGGUUUUGGGUCAUUUAGCAAUUGCUCUCAUGGACCCCAAAUCUUUAAAAGUAAGAGAGGAAGCAAAGCGCGUUUUUCAAUUAUACUUGGCGUCGGUAGAAGAGCACGCAGCGACACUUCCAAGAGAGGAGCAGGAUGAAGACGAAGAGGAGAAGGAGUUCUUCCGUCAGCACGCUCCCCAAGCAUCUGUGGAGCAGAAGAAGGAAGCGGAGAGCACAAGCACCACCUCUUUUGGGUGGAGUAUGGUGAACAAAUUGGUGUCCUCGUCAGUUAUUAAUGGUGACCUAAACAAGAGUUUUAAUUCGUCGACGCCUGAUUUGACGAGACAGCCCACACCGACUGAAACAGAUACCGCCCGCCCGUCGCAUCCAGUCAGUGCCGAAAAAAAUGGUGGCCUCACGGAAAGUGCCAAUGUCGCCCACUUCUCCGCAGACGAAGACGAAUGGGAUGUUGACUUCGAAGAGGAGGAAUUAUACGUUCACCCGCCGGAGACGAAGCGGUCGAUUGGCCUGAAUGCAAGUGCGACUAGACAAACACCUACUUUUGGACAACGAAAGCUGCCAGCAGUAGUUCCAAAAAUGGGAGCAACUAGAGCGUCAAGCCAAUCAGGAGGUGCUGUCUCUAGGGCUAAACCAGGGCUCACUUUGGGUGCAAAGAAGACUGAGAACAAAGCCCCAGGCUCGACCCUAAAACUCAAUCUCAAGGUUGAGGACAACGAUGAAGAUGAUUCUUGGGGCGGCGAUUGGUGA